Aegilops tauschii subsp. strangulata is the source of this 915-nucleotide messenger RNA. RefSeq lists its product as uncharacterized. The record is from RefSeq and is a predicted model, not a curated record. Lineage: Eukaryota; Viridiplantae; Streptophyta; Magnoliopsida; Poales; Poaceae.
CCCCCGGCGCUCCAUCCAAACCUGCACCAAACCCGAAACAGGCCAGGACUCCACGAGUCAAGUCAGCCACCUGCCAGCCAGCCAGCCUUCAACGCUCACCCACCCCGCCACGACCACGACCAUGUCCUCCUCCUCCUCCUCGUCCAUGGGCGCGCUCGCCGCGGCCACCGCCAUGGCGCUCUCCGGUUCCCUCGUCCUCUUCUCCCUCCGCCGCUUCGCCAAGCCCAGCCUCGACGACGACGCCCCUGCUUCGGACGACCCCGCGUCCCUUCGUCCAUGCCUCUCCUCCUCCUCCUCCUCCCCAGAGAAGCGGCAGCGCGGCGGGAAGCUGCGGCGGAAGGGGGAGAAGCGGGUGCGCUUCGCGGAGGGCGUCAUCGACAAUGAGGGCGCGCCCCCCGCGGCCAGGUCCUCCUCCUCGCCCCCGCCGGCGCCGGCAGCGGCCGAGCCGACGUGCAGGGGAAGCGUGACGGGAUCGGACCACCGGAUGCCGGCGAACCGGGAGGCGCUGUACCGCGGCAUGCUCCGCGAUCGCUCCGUGCACAGGACCGCCUACUCCUACUGACCGGCCACCGACCGGUCGACCCGACGCCCGCCCGCCGCCGUGCCCGAUUAGUUACCAGAGCUAGAUUAGCCUAGCCCGUCCAUCCCCCGUCCCCUGCUUUUGCCUGGUCCUGUUGCUUCUUUCUUGGGUUUCUUGCUGUGCCGUUGGUGUCUGGUUGCUUUGGCAUUGGCAGGCACGCUGUUGACUCCUGGUGUGCAAACGGAUUAUUAGCCAAUUAGGAGUAGCAGUAGAUGAUUCACGCUUUGGUGUCGAUCUACCUUUGCAUUUCCUGUGUACAUAAAACCACCUGUCAUUUUCUUUUGUCGUAAGAUGAGAAAAAGGAUGAUGGAAGCCUGGGUUCAGUUUGCUUCGUA